This is a messenger RNA of Bactrocera oleae (olive fruit fly), 1995 nucleotides long. NCBI's taxonomy places the organism in Eukaryota, Metazoa, Arthropoda, Insecta, Diptera, Tephritidae. The record is from RefSeq and is a predicted model, not a curated record.
AAUAUAAGGUCUAAUAGAAAUACAUUUAUUUAGAAUCGUUUGAAUGAUUCGAUUAAGGUUAAACAACCACCGUUUUGUUCGAUAAAUUGUUGCAAUAAGGCGUUCUCAUAGAAAGCCUUGUCUCUAUUGGCCGAAAACAGGGACCGUUGAUUUUAACAGGCUAGGUCCGCGCUGUCCUGAUUGAACAUAAUUCCUCUCCUCUUGGCGAAAGCUGGCCCUUUCGAGCGAUACCUUUCUUCACUCAGCCCGAUUGUUGACAGGUCAGAAUUAAGAGUUUGAUAAUAGGGUAGAUUCGCUGCCAAUCCCAUAAAAUAUGGUGUAUAGUGAUUCUUUACCAUAAAUCUUGACUUGACAAUCGUUUGAGUUUGAGAACUGCUCCACUUUUCAUCGAGAGCGCGGUACAUCUUCGACAUCAAACUUAGCGGAACGAAGUGGAUGAAACUGAACAAGCGAGUGAUUAGCUGGUACAGUAUCACAACCAUUAACACGAUUCAGAUUUUCAGUCGCCUGUCUAGGGUUUUCUUCUUUAUCGAAGUAGAACUGCAAAAUAUGGCAUAUUUGUUCUUUGCUGAUAUUCAUCUUUUGAAAUUCGAAACUGUCUGAGUAGUUUUUCAGUACGAAAUUAUAUCUAUCUAACACCAUUUAGCGUAACCCGAUCGGUUCGACGCGAAUUAAAGUUUAUUGCAUCCAUCUAUUGGAAAAAUAAUAGAUUCCUUUUUACUGGACCUCAUAUAUGAAUAUAAAUAGAUCGUGCUACACAUUGGAAUUGAAGUUUUGUCAAAUAUCUUAAGAUUUAUAAUAUGAGCACCCUGUUUAUUGUACAUAAACACAAUUUUUACCGGAAAAGGCACUCUUCUUUAUUUAACUUUCAUAAAAGCUUGAAUGCUAGCAUUUAGAUUAAAACCCGUUUAUUUAUGAGCAUUAUUUAGUGCCAUGAGAGUCAAACGAUACAAGAUUUUAGAACACUACGUUGUGGCUCUCGACAGCUCUGACAUUGUUCUUUUCUACUGAAAGUGAACUAAAAAUUUUAAACUUAGCGUGACUCAUUUCAAAAUCUCACUAUUUUUAGAAUAUUUUUAUUUGUCAUUAAACUCUUUCUUGUAAGAAUUAAAAUACUAAUCAACUUUCAAUUCAACAUCUUAAAGAUUAAAAACUAAAACCAAAUAAGAAACAAUAAUUGAAAUAAGUAAAAAAUCUUGUAAAAUCUUGCUUUACAACACAAGAAAACUGUCAACUUUUGUUUUCAUAAAUUUGUCAAACGAAACCAAAGAAAAAUCAUAAAAAUAUGAAUUUGAAUAUUCAAAUUAAAUGUAACGGUCUCAACACGGUUGGCAUUGACAUUCGAAAUUUAUCGUCAUCAUGUCCAUUGAAUUACCCAAACUACGUGUCAGGAAAACCGAGCUCUACGCAUGUGAAUUCGAGAUUAGCGCCAGAGUGCCGCGAGAGCUCUUCAACCAAUUUCUGGAAAAGGAAAUCAAUCAGCUCGGUAUCCGAGGUUGGGCUCAAGAGGUCGAAGAUGGAUGUGUCAAAGGUCGACUUGAGGGAGAGAUCACCAAAAUGGAUAAACUCAAAGUUAUUUUGAGAAAUUCACCGCAAUUCGGUUCAAAAAUUAUCGGUACUGUCUUUGGCGAAUUGAAAAAGAUCAAUAAAUAUUCGGCAAUAAAAUUUGAAGUCAUCUGCUAACCGUUUGGCGCGAAGAAAACAGAAAAAAUACAAUACAACAGCAAGUCUUAGCACAUGUUACUGGAAAUCUUAAAUGUUUAACACACAAAAUGAUUCUGUAUGUAUGUAUGUCACCUUAGAUGCUUUGUUCUCUGCUGCGAUUCCAACAUUUUUCUAUUGAGAAUUACAAAUAGUCAAAUCUGCAUUCACGUAUUGUUGGUAUCAAGAGCACGGAAUGAAGACAUGAGUUCAUGUGACGACAGAAAACCAUACAAACGUUUUUGUCAACAACAAAAUUAUCCAUAGAAAUAAAAAAGGAAAAAUCAAAUCUAA